Physcomitrium patens is the source of this 4599-nucleotide messenger RNA. RefSeq lists its product as uncharacterized. Lineage: Eukaryota; Viridiplantae; Streptophyta; Bryopsida; Funariales; Funariaceae. The record is from RefSeq and is a predicted model, not a curated record.
CGCCCCCCGGAAGCAACUGCCGGAACGGGACCCCCGCAGUGAGGCAGGGCGGUGAAGCAAUCACGAAUUCGUCCCUGUGUCAAUUCCCAGUCCCGUAUUAUCUUCGGUGUCUCUCUUUCCGAUGUGCCUGCGUCGAUCGAUCGAUCGCUCUCGGCGUGUUCGUCUAGUUCUGGAAUUGUGUCUCGGCUUCUUUUGGGAUGAAGAUUGGCUGAUGGUCCACCUUUCUGUGCGAUGAGAGGAAGAAGCUUUCGAGUGUAGCUGUUGAAGGUUGAAGGUUGAAGGGCGUGAUUGGUGUUGUGGUGUGGGAGAAUCGAGUGAGCAAUGUGCAGGAAGAGGGGGAGGGCGAGGGGAAGGUGAGAGUGAAGCUAGGUGCUGUGAGAAGUGGUGGCCGUGGCGACGGGUUGAGAGGUGGGGGGGAGGGGUAGAGGAGACGGAGAAAAGGGUAGUCAAAUGCUCACUUCCAUGCGACUGCGUCGUCAAUUGUGGGUGCAGUUGAGGAGGAGUGGGGGGCAGGAGAAUCUCCGGAUUGCGUCGUUGUGGGUGCCCAGUUGGACUGGUCCUGGCGUUGUCGGGGAUUCGUGUGCGAGUGCGCGGAGUAAGGCGUGGGGAGAUGGGGCUGGGUUAGGGUUUAGGAGGAGUCAGUAUGGGAUUUCGUCGGAAGCUGGGGGUUCAUCGCUGCCGCCCGUUUCGUCCAGUGCACCGCUGCAGAGUGGGUUGGGGAAGGAAUUCGAGAAUUCGCUUAACAGUGCGGCUACGUUGGGGCGAGGAUUGCCAACACUUCUCAAAAGGGACGACGGGUAUGGAGUAAAAAAUGGGGCAUUGUUCAUGGCAGGGGCGGGCACAAUUGCGCUUUUGUCAAUAUUUGCAGCAUCUCCCGAUGCAUUGAACAGUUUUCCGGAUGUCAAGCAUCGGGUGGAAUCGGGCUUUUCAGUUGUAUGGAGUUCAAGUGCUGGAAUUGGUCGGGAAUUGAUGAAGAUGGCUGAGAGGGUGAAAGAUGUCUCGGUUCGUUCGUUAGUGGACUUCGUGGAAGCGUUUGCCUCAAUCUGGGUGCUGGCUCGAUGUAUAGCCGCAGUCUUGCUGUCAAGUGUGGACAAUGCAUCGUCUGAGGUGGCGACUUGGUGGCGGCCUCGUGUUGCGUCCUUCAUUGCUGAUUUGGCAGCGCACGAGGCUCGGAGGAAAGCCAUUCUGGUAUCUGGAGAUGGUAUGGUGGUGGACUGGCUAUUGAAGGCAGUUGGCGGUUCCAGGCCAGCCUGCCAGUUUACGCAGGCAGAGGCAUCAAGAGCUCUUGCGUACCUUUUGUCAGAUGUGAAUACGUCAGAGAGUGUGCUAGGCAGGCCACAUUCUUUGCCCUAUCUGCUUCAUUUUGCAUCCUCUAUACAAGUGAACGAUGCUGUUGAGAGCGUAAGUUCAGGAAGGAAAGGCGAAGGUACCCCGGAAGAGCGUGGUGUAUCCAAAGGAAAGAGUCUGCUUGUAGCAGCUAUCAUGGAUCUCGUUACGACGAGUUGUGAGAUUGGGGAUACAGCUACUGGUUUUCGGCCAAUGCUUCCAGGGAAAGCAGAUCCAGCAGAUGUGGCUGCUGUUUUGCAGGUGGUAGAACGCGGAUGGCUCGUCGAUGAUGGAGAAGAGCAUGGAGAUGAAGGCGAUAGCGACAGAGGUGGCAUUGAAGGAAUUGGGAUUCGAGUGCUUGGAGGAACUGAAAUUGUUGGUGUUCAAAGGACGGCAGCUAGUAUUCGCCAGCAAACGCUUUAUUCUUAUUUAAACAAAAUCAUGACAUCAUUUACGGCGAGUGUAUUCCCUAUGGAUGAAUCUCUAAUAAGUCAUUUUGGUUGGUCUCAUGGCCAAAAUGGUGACCUCCAUCGAGUUGAAUAUAAUGGUAACGUUUCUGGGUUUGGUAGGAAGGCGCACAGCGAUAGUUUGAGCAGUAGCUAUGGUCUGUGGGAUGAUCUUCCGGGCAGGUUUGUGGCGGUGCCUUUGGCAGCCUGGGCUCUUGCUACAUGGGCUCAGGCGUCUAAUGAAAACCGGUCUACUAUCAAAAGUAUUGAUAAGGAAGGUGACGCCUUGCUGGCUGCUGUAGUUGCACCAGAGAGAUCUGUAAGGUGGCAUGGUGCCACGGCUAUGAAAUACUUGCUCCAGAGUAUGGAUAAUGACUGCCAUGAAGUAGCUGCUCGGUGGAGUUCUGCACUUCUGGAGAUGGCAGCUCAAGCUACCACUGACAAAGACAUGCAAUUGACAUCCUCAGCUAUGACAUCUUUUGCAGCUUGCAUCUCUCAGUGUCAGAGUGCGCGUGUUUUGGCGAUGGAUAAAGGGUUUCCAACACUAAGAGAAAUUGCCAAGUUAACAGAAAGGGACGAAAGCAUACAAGGGGCGAUUGCCCAGAGUCUUGAUGUCCUAACAAGUUCGAGAUCUGGACUUUCUGUAGAUGAGAGUAAAAAGUGGUCGCCCAUUCUCUUAAGAUGGGUUUGCACUUAUAAGCCAGACAGCCUGGCGAGGUCUUGUGGUUGCCGUAUCUUGAACCGUGUUGUGAACAGCUUAGGACAGGAUGGGAUUCCUAUAUCACAGGCUUGGCUUGCUAUGCUUCUUAUGAAUAUUGUAAAUGAGAGCAAACCCAAGCUUGGAAAAGCGAAAGGAGCAUCAAUUGUCGAAGCUAAGGAAAGAUUACUUGUUCAGUCUCAACUAGUUGUUCAGGCAGCAGCUGCCGCGGGGGAUAUUGCAAAAGUGGUUGCACGUGAGGCUGAAGCUUCAGCUGCCACGGAAUUAUCUGUGAAAGGUGUUGCUGAAAGCGCACGGGAACUGCCAAUGGUGGGCUUUUUCCUUUCUCCUGUAGCGGGUCAAACAAAAGAAAGUCCACGAAAGGUCACAGCUCGCGAGGCAGCAAGUUGUACCCUGAAAGCUCUCAAAGCCUUGACGGAAUUAAUAGCGGAGGACCAGGGUGGCAGACGGCGAGUCCUGGAAGCUGGUGGUCUAUGUCUAUUGAGACGUCUUCUGCUUUGUGAUGACUUCGAUCAAUGGGCGGCUGCGGAAGAAGUGGACUUCCUGAAUCGUGAUGCUUCAAAUCAGGCUGCAAAUGCAGGACAGCAAGAGAAACCACCUGCAGUGUCGCCGAGGGUAGAACCCAUCUCUGGCAUGACCAUGCAUAUUAAGAAGCAUGCUACGCGGCUGCUUGCUAGUUUGUCGUUGCACCCAUCCGCUUGCGCCACAAUAGCGAAAGAUCCAGAGUGGUGUGCAUGGUUGGCAUCUUGUGCUCGAGGUCAUACUUCUGACUACAAAGUGCGUAGUUACGCUCGGGCAGUUCUGCAUCAUGUCUCUCUAACGAAGGCAAUGAUGGAGGACAUGACAUCAGAAUCCUCCGCAUCUGAGAGGCAAUCUAACUUAGGUGUUAUUGAGGUCUCUGAGGAGAGUUUGGGUGAAAUUUGGCCACGGUAUGAGGAUUCCAUUUUUUUGAUGAACCCUGAUUCAAUGUACUGGGGUGCACUAUCGUCCAAGGAUUAUGUUGGCGCAAGCCGUGGCAAUUAUCUACAUGAGCAUGUUGAACUUCAGCAUGAUACAAGAUACGGAGAGAGGGAGGACGAUGGUGAACCUGUACUCGAUGUUGUGUUCGUGCAUGGUUUAAUGGGGGGCCCGUACAGGACCUGGCACAUUGCCGAGAAUAAGAGUUCAACUACCAGUGGACUAGUGGAAAAAAUCGAUGAGGAUGCUGGGAAGGCAGGAACUAGUUGGCCUGAGGACUGGCUUACCGAGGACCUCCCUGAUUGCCGAUUGUUGACAGUUAAGUAUAAGACAAACUUAACCCAGUGGUCAGGAGCAACUCUUCCCUUGCAGGAAGUAAGCUCGAUGUUGCUUGAUAAACUGGUUGCAGCAGGGGUUGGGAAGCGACCGGUGGUUUUUAUCUCUCACAGCAUGGGUGGUCUGGUAGUGAAGCAGCUCUUGGUGCAAGCGAGUCAAGACGACAAACGCCAUGACGAAAAGCGUGCUCAACUUUUGGAACAAACGUCUGGCAUUGUUUUCUACAGCUGUCCUCAUUUUGGAAGCAAGCUUGCUGACGUGCCAUGGAGGAUUGGUUUAGUAUUCCGACCAGCACCAUCAAUAGCAGAACUUAGGAGUGGUUCGCCUAAAUUGGAAGAGCUAAAUCGUUUCAUCCGGCAGCUCCACGACAAGCGUGGUUUGAAUGUCCUUAGUUUCAAUGAGACCAAAGUCACUCCUCUGAUAGAAGGUUAUGGAGGGUAUGGGUUCCGCAUGGAAGUCGUAACUAAAGAUUCUGCGUACCCAGGAUUUGGUGAACUGGUGUCAUUGGAAGGCACUGAUCACAUCAACUCUUGCAAGCCUAUAUGUCGAACCGAUCCUGCUUAUACCAGAACUCUUGGCUUUCUUCAGAAGGUGAUAGAGACAGCUCGGCAAUCCAAGCGCGAACAGGAGUAGGCUAGAAGCAGUUGCAUUUAAUUCUCUUGUAAGCUCGUUUGUACAUUGACUUGAGAUAGAUGAACCUUCUGCAAAGUAUCAUGGGCUCCGACUAAAAAUGAGAUAGAACAAGACGAUUAAGAAAUUUGAAGAUAAUUUAUUCUUAAAAUUAUCAUCUUUUCCGUUUGGUUCGGUUCCAAAUAA